Molecule: messenger RNA, 864 nt
Organism: Danaus chrysippus (African queen)
Lineage: Eukaryota; Metazoa; Arthropoda; Insecta; Lepidoptera; Nymphalidae
Source: the annotation of a GenBank genome assembly
AUGGACAAGUUAGAGCUAGUAUCAUGUAACAAAGUGUUCGGAGGUCUCCAGAAGGUGUACUCCCAUUCAUCCUCUGAAUUAAAAUGCAAAAUGAACUUUUCAAUAUAUCUCCCACCUCAGGCUGAAGGUGGAGAUGUAAAACUACCUCUUGUUUACUACCUCUCAGGUCUUACAUGCAACGAACAAAACUUUAUAACCAAAUCAGGCUUCCAAAGGUAUGCAGCUGAGCAAGGUGUUAUUGUUGUCGGGCCAGAUACUUCUCCAAGAGGAGUGAAGGUACCUGGGGAUGAUGAAUCUUGGGACUUCGGAGUAUCUGCUGGGUUUUACCUUGAUGCAGUUAAAGAACCUUGGGCAGAAAACUAUAGAAUGGGAAGCUAUUUAAACAAAGAGUUGUAUGAACUGAUAUUACAAGCCUUUUCCAAUGUUGUAGAUCCUGAAAGGAUUGGUAUCAUGGGUCAUAGUAUGGGAGGCCAUGGAGCACUGGUUUCUGCUCUUCGAAACCCUGGUUUAUACAAAUCAGUCAGUGCAUUUGCUCCUAUUUGUAAUCCAUCUGCUUGUCCUUGGGGUGUAAAGGCAUUCACUGGCUACUUAGGUGAGGAUAAGAGUCUAUGGGCUGAAUGGGACGCUACUGAGCUGGUGAAAAAAUAUGAUGCUCCUCCUUUGACCUUGCUGAUUGAUCAGGGUGCUAGUGACAAAUUCUACAUUGAGAAACAAUUACUGCCAGAAAAUCUAGUAGAAGCUUGUCGUUCAUCAGGUGUUCCGGUUAUUCUUAACUUACGCGAUGGUUACGAUCAUUCCUAUUAUUACAUUUCCACUUACAUUGGAGAGCAUCUGGCAUUCCACUCAAAGAUACUUAAAGCCUAA